AUGGUAACCCCCCAGGCCUCCUUGAGCAGCGUGGUGGACCUCCAGCCUCCGCCCAGCCCAGCCACGGAGUCUCAGGGCCAGGCCAGCAGCACGGCCGUGUCCACUGAGGUGGAUGAGGUCCCCGUCCAGCCAGCCAGCCCAGAGGCCAGGUCGGUGUCAGAAGGCACCCCGGAGGCCAGCACGGAGGUGACAGCUCUGCUCCUCGUCCAAGUCCCGGAUACCCUGCAAGUGUCCCUUAGCGCCCCACUAGUUCAAGAUGCCGACACAAGCCAGGGCCAGGAACCUCUGCAGCAGCAGGCCCCCACGCAGGAAGAGCAGUCACCACAAGAGAGUAUCCCCAGCCGGCCAUCCACGCCACCUUCCCCAGGUAUGGAGGCACAGCCAGUGGGAAGUGGCACCGGCCAGCCCCCCCUCGCCAUGGUGGCCAGGAAUCCCAGCGCCCAGAGUCAGGCCACCGGCAACGCUGACACAGCUCAGUGGCAUCCCAGAGGCCGGGGGUCCAGGAGCCCUGAACCGAUGGCGCCCGGGGAGGCACGGGCCUGGUCCCUCCCGUCGUCCCCAGGGGGCAGCCCGCCCCCCUCACCCACCCUGCACCCGCUGGCCAUAGGCCUGAGGCCCCUGGACCCCAGCUUGUACGUGGCUGACGAGGAGAAUAAUUACAUGCGCUCUAUGACCAGCCUGCUGGGCAGCGGGGAGGGCUCCAUCAGCUCCCUGGAGGACAUCCUGGUGUGGUCUGAGGCCACUCUGGACAUGGCCAUGCGCCUCCUGGCCACUGGCCAGGGCUCGGUGACAGACCUGCUGCAAAGCCCAGGGCCCGGCCUGCGCUCGGCCUCCAGCCUCCUGGACAAUGCCAGCUCGGUCAUCUCCUCCAGCUGGACAGCAAGCACGAGCUCAGCCCUGCGAACCAUCACCAACAUGCUGGAGACAGUGGAGCGGCGGACCAUCGAGGGCAUCCGCUCAGCCGUGCGCUUCUUGACCAGCCACCUCACGCCGGACCAACCCCAGGCCAGCCCUGGCUGUGACUAG
Molecule: messenger RNA, 1026 nt
Organism: Echinops telfairi (small Madagascar hedgehog)
Lineage: Eukaryota; Metazoa; Chordata; Mammalia; Afrosoricida; Tenrecidae
Gene: TEX44
Product: testis expressed 44
Exons: 1
Coding region: 1-1026 (341 amino acids)
Source: RefSeq, a predicted model, not a curated record